AUGAUCGCGAUCGGGCUCGAAGGCUCAGCAAACAAGCUCGGCGUUGGGAUCAUCGCACACCCACCACCAGGCAAGACAGGAGCGGCCAGAAUACUGUCCAACAUCCGGCACACCUACGUCUCACCACCAGGCGAAGGCUUCCUACCCAAAGACACGGCCAAACACCACCGAGCGCACGUCGUCCAGCUGGUCAGACAAGCACUUUCGGAAUCCAACCUCCAAAUUUCCGACAUCUCAUGCAUCUGCUACACGAAAGGGCCGGGGAUGGGCGCACCGCUACAGUCUGUGGCGAUCGCGGCUCGGACACUGUCGCUGCUGUGGGGGAAGCCGCUGAUCGGCGUGAACCACUGCGUAGGCCACAUUGAGAUGGGGCGAGAGAUCACGGGCGCGACGAACCCAGUCGUGCUGUACGUGUCCGGCGGCAACACGCAGGUGAUUGCGUACUCAACACAACGGUAUCGGAUCUUCGGGGAGACGCUGGACAUCGCGGUGGGGAACUGUCUGGACCGGUUUGCGCGCACACUGGGUAUCCCCAAUGACCCGGCGCCGGGGUACAACAUCGAGCAGCUGGCGAAGAAAGGGAGAGCCCUCCUCGACCUGCCUUAUGCGGUCAAGGGCAUGGAUUGCUCCUUCUCUGGUAUCCUGGCGCGGGUUGACGAGCUUGCUCACCAGAUCCACGCGGGAACAUUAAAAGACCCGGUCAGUGGGGAUCCGGUCACGCCUGAAGAUCUGUGCUUCAGUCUGCAGGAGACGGUGUUUGCGAUGCUGGUAGAGAUCACGGAGCGUGCCAUGGCUCAUGUGGGUUCAAACCAAGUCUUGAUUGUCGGCGGUGUCGGCUGUAAUGAGCGCGUGCAGGAGAUGAUGGGUAUCAUGGCCCGUGAUCGUGGCGGGAGUGUCUAUGCUACCGAUGAGCGGUUUUGCAUCGACAAUGGAAUCAUGAUUGCCCAUGCCGGUUUGUUGGCGUAUCAGACUGGCGUGAGGACGGAGCUGGAGGAUAGUACGUGUACGCAGCGGUAUCGGACGGAUGAUGUCUAUAUAGGGUGGAGGGAGGAUUAA
Molecule: messenger RNA, 1056 nt
Organism: Exophiala aquamarina CBS 119918
Lineage: Eukaryota; Fungi; Ascomycota; Eurotiomycetes; Chaetothyriales; Herpotrichiellaceae
Product: glycoprotein endopeptidase kae-1
Exons: 1
Coding region: 1-1056 (351 amino acids)
Biological process (GO): tRNA threonylcarbamoyladenosine modification
Cellular component (GO): cytoplasm; EKC/KEOPS complex
Source: RefSeq, a predicted model, not a curated record